AAAAUAAAGGAAAGGGUGUGACAGUGCAGAGGGAGAGAGAGAGAGAAAGAGUGGCCACGCAGCAUACGCGGAGAGGAAGAGAGAGAAAAAGAAAGGAACCCAUACUCUCCCAAAACCAAAAGCAGGACACAACAUAACCCAUUUCGAUCCCUCUCUUCUUUGAUCUCUUUCACCCCUUUCGCUUUUCAACACUUACACAAAGAGAAACAGUGUGCGUGAGAGAGUCUUUUUGAGUUUGCGUGUGUUGUGUGGGCACUUAUGGCAGCACCACCUGCGAGGGCACGUGCCGAUUACGAUUAUCUCAUCAAGCUUCUUCUUAUUGGCGACAGUGGAGUGGGGAAGAGUUGUCUGCUUUUGCGAUUUUCUGAUGGUUCCUUCACGACCAGUUUUAUCACCACCAUUGGCAUUGAUUUUAAGAUAAGAACCAUCGAACUUGAUGGCAAACGCAUUAAGUUACAAAUAUGGGAUACGGCAGGUCAGGAGCGAUUUCGAACCAUUACCACAGCUUAUUACCGUGGAGCCAUGGGCAUCUUGCUCGUUUAUGAUGUUACUGAUGAAGCAUCUUUUAAUAAUAUUAGGAAUUGGAUUCGCAACAUUGAACAACAUGCUUCUGACAAUGUAAACAAGAUACUUGUGGGUAACAAGGCUGAUAUGGAUGAAAGUAAAAGGGCUGUGCCUACCUCCAAAGGUCAAGCUCUUGCUGAUGAGUAUGGUAUCAAGUUUUUUGAAACCAGUGCAAAGACAAACAUGAAUGUGGAGGAGGUUUUCUUUUCAAUAGCAAGAGAUAUCAAGCAAAGGCUUGCUGACACAGACUCUAAGGCUGAGCCCCAAACUAUCAAGAUUAACCAACCAGACCAGGCAGGCAAUGGGGGUCUAGCUGGUCAGAAAUCAGCCUGCUGUGGUGGUGGUUCAUGAAAAGAAUCAGAAACUGCAGUCAGACGUUGCAGAUUCAACACUUACCCUCAUAUGGGUGCUAUAGUUAUUUUGAUGACAUUAGAAGUGGGAACAUGUAUUUGUCCUUGUAUUUCCCAACUGCAAAGAUUAUGUUUUGAAGAUAGUAUUUUAAGUGUUUUGCCACUUAGUUGUUGGAUUUGUUGUGAUUAGUUCAUUUGCUUCACUCUCCUUUUUCAUUUGUAAUCAAUCUGACUCUUCAAAAACGAAAAGAAAAAAAAAACCCUUAUUUGAUUAGAUUCAGAUUGAUUUCUAGAAAAAACUUCUAUCUAUUGCAAAGUGUAUUCUUAAACGUUCCUGUUUUAUGCUUGGGUCAGGAAUCUUAG
Abrus precatorius (Indian licorice) is the source of this 1277-nucleotide messenger RNA. Its product is annotated as ras-related protein RABE1c-like. Gene Ontology annotation, molecular function: GTP binding; GTPase activity. The record is from RefSeq and is a predicted model, not a curated record. The transcript is spliced from 8 exons. Bases 259 to 915 code for a protein of 218 amino acids. Gene Ontology annotation, biological process: protein secretion; regulation of exocytosis. NCBI's taxonomy places the organism in Eukaryota, Viridiplantae, Streptophyta, Magnoliopsida, Fabales, Fabaceae. Gene Ontology annotation, cellular component: plasma membrane.